This is a messenger RNA of Pyrus x bretschneideri (Chinese white pear), 1982 nucleotides long. RefSeq names its product mitogen-activated protein kinase kinase kinase 1-like. Bases 242 to 1846 code for a protein of 534 amino acids. The transcript has 8 exons. Lineage: Eukaryota; Viridiplantae; Streptophyta; Magnoliopsida; Rosales; Rosaceae. Gene Ontology annotation, molecular function: protein kinase activity; ATP binding. Gene Ontology annotation, biological process: protein phosphorylation. The record is from RefSeq and is a predicted model, not a curated record.
UGCCGCCAAGUGUCAGCGUUUUAGCUCUUUCUCUCUCGCUCUCUGAUUGAAAUUGAAAUGUACCAGAACCGCGUUAGAGCGCCACUGGACAGCAGAAGCUAGAAAACAAAGCCGACCGUGAAUGGCCUCCACACUUCCAACCCUCCAAGCUUCCAACUUGAUACUUUGAUGCUGCAUAGCAUAUACCAUACUAUACUUGACGAAGAAGAAGAAGAAGAAGAAGCAGCAUCGGCAGCAAAUCAUGGACGCCGCCAAGCAAUCCGAACGUCCGAAACCCAAACUCGAACGCCGGAACGCCAGCAAGAACAUCGACUACGACGCCUCUACCUCCUCCCUUUCCUCUUAUUCUCCUUUCUACUCCUCCUCGCACGGCCGUCAGUCCCCUCUCUCCGACCAAACCAGCUUCCGUGUCAGAGGCAUUGACGGCGAAUUCGAACUCAUCUGCCGCAGCCUUGGCCUUUCCGGCCCCGAAGACUUCGCCAUCCCAAUCGCAGCGUGGGAGGCCCAGCGGGCCCGCAUAACCCCUCGCUCUCGCCUCCGCGAGCAGAAUCAUCAUCCUCAGUUGCGAGACAGAGCAAACGUUGACGUUUUGGAGAAGAAGUCCGAAGCUAGGGUUAGGCAGCUCGACAGUGAAAUUAAGGCUUCGAGUUUGGCGGAAUUUGGGGGAAAUGUGAAAAAUGGUAGUGCUGGUGGAGGAAUUAAAGGUCCCCGCCCGCCUCCGGUUGUUUUGAAAUCUUUUCCCCCCUUGGAGGACCACAUUGGUGUAAAUUCGCCGAUUUGCGUUGGCGAUAUGAGGUCGGAUGAAGAGGAGCUUGCAGUUAAAGUAAAUGGCGAGAGGGAAGCAGUAAACGAAGCAAAUGACGAGUGUUUGUCAUCCAACUCAUCUCCAUCCAAUUACAGUAAUGAUGAUCAAAAUGCAGAUGCCAGUGUUGGUUUUGUUGGCAUUGUAAGAUUGAACCCGGAGCCAAUCCAUAGUAUUUUUUCUCCGAAUGGGAAAUUCAGGCGGAGUGUUUCGUCAUCGUGGCAAAAGGGUCAGCUUUUGGGAAGUGGUUCUUAUGGGACUGUGUAUGAAGGCUUUACUGAUGAUGGAUUCUUUUUUGCUGUAAAGGAGGUUUCUUUACUGGAUCAGGGGAGCCAGGGGAAGCAGAGCAUAAUCCAACUUGAGCAGGAGAUUCAUCUUUUAAGUCAGUUUGAACAUGACAACAUAGUUCAAUAUCUGGGCACGGACAAGGACGAAACUAAGCUCUAUAUCUUCCUUGAGCUUGUAACAAAAGGCUCACUUGCAAAUCUAUAUCAAAAGUAUCUCUUGAGGGAUUCUCAAGUCUCUGUGUUUACAAGGCAGAUUUUAAGCGGGUUGGCAUAUCUUCAUGAUCGUAAUGUGGUUCACAGGGAUAUCAAAUGUGCUAAUAUAUUGGUGGAUGCAAGUGGAUCUGUGAAACUUGCGGACUUUGGGUUAGCCAAGGCAACCAAAUUUAAUGACGUGAACUCUUGCAAAGGGACUGCUUAUUGGAUGGCCCCUGAGGUCGUUAAUCUAAGGAAUCGUGGAUAUGGGCUUGCAGCUGACAUAUGGAGCCUUGGAUGCGCUGUGUUAGAGAUGUUAACCCGCCGGCCUCCAUACUCUCACCUGGAAGGCAUGCAAGCUUUAUUUCAGAUUGGCCAGGGUGAACCUCCUCCAGUUCCUGAUACCUUAUCAAGAGAUGCACGGGAUUUCAUUCUGAAAUGUUUGCAAGUUAACCCUAAUAGUCGACCUACUGCGGCUCAGCUAUUGAACCAUCCGUUUGUGGAAAGGCCGCUCCACGCUUCCUCUGUCCCAGCUUCUCCUCAUUGCAACAGUUUACGUUCGUGAAUGCUUUGGUCAACCAACCUUCAUUGAUAUCGUAAGGUAAUAUAGAGGAACUUGUACUGCAAGUUACCACCCUUCAUAUGUGCUUAGUGUUUGAAUCUAUAUACGUCGUCAAUCCAUGGUAGAACAUUAACUUUCA